UCCUGACAAUGUGUUCAUCGAUACCACCAUAAUUGCCAACAUGAAUAAGAUCUAACAGCGUGCCAAGAAAGAGGGAGAUCCCGUGGGGAAGAUGGAUGGCCACUGCUGCUCCACCAGCGGGGAGACAAGGAAGCCUCAACCCUCACCAACCCCCGCCGACGCCGCCAGGCAGCGGCAGUACAGAGGGGUGAGGAUGAGGAAGUGGGGGAAGUGGGUGGCGGAGAUACGGGAGCCCAACAAGCGGUCACGGAUCUGGCUGGGGUCCUACUCCACCGCCGAGGCCGCCGCCAGGGCCUACGACACCGCUGUCUACCUCCUCAGGGGCCGCUCCGCCCGGCUCAACUUCCCCGACGAGGUCCCCGCCGACGCCUGCUACGACGGCGGCGGCGAUGACCCCCAGCUCGCCCUCUCGGCCGCCUCCGUCCGAAAGAAAGCCAUCGAGGUGGGCGCGCGGGUGGACGCCUCCCUGCGGACGAUGCCAGCUUCGUCACCACCUCAGCCGCAGCCACGGCCAUCGCGGCCGACCAAGAACCCCGAUCUCAACCAGGCGCCGAGCCCCGACAGCUCGGACGUGGACCGACAACUGUAGCUGCCUGCUUCAUCUUCUCCUGCCAUGUCGUCUCUCUUCUUUUUCUUGCUCAGUCCACAGUGGCUUGUACCGUAUUAUAUUUGCCCUUGUCUUUAUUAGUUGAGAUUAGGAAGGUUAAGAUGGUAGGCUAAACUCUUCAGAGUUAUUGAGACAGGGAAAAGAAGGGACAGAUGAAGACACAGUGAUGACAGUCUCAGACUAAUGCCGGAUUUGGGAAACCAAUGAAACAGAGUGAUCAAACGAGGGGUUUAAGUGUGAAUAAAAAGGUUGCAUCUGUUCCUGUUCUUCGAGCAGCAGCAGUGUUAGCAGAAACUGCCAUCUCCUCUUCCUCUCAAGCUCAACAACAAGCUUGUGUUUGAUUUGCUUGCAAGUCUCGAAGUAGUGUGCAUGACAACGUUAUAUGUGCAUAUCUGUGCACUUCAUCCCUACUAACAUAUUUAUGUCUGAAUUAAUGACUUUUUUCUCUCCAAGUUUUGAUCUUUAAAGAGCUUUGUGGAUGGUGUGGGGUGUGAAGUAGUGAUUCAUGAUGGUCA
Messenger RNA from Musa acuminata AAA Group (dessert banana), 1122 nucleotides. RefSeq names its product ethylene-responsive transcription factor RAP2-9-like. The record is from RefSeq and is a predicted model, not a curated record. Gene Ontology annotation, biological process: regulation of DNA-templated transcription. The transcript has a single exon. NCBI's taxonomy places the organism in Eukaryota, Viridiplantae, Streptophyta, Magnoliopsida, Zingiberales, Musaceae. Gene Ontology annotation, molecular function: DNA-binding transcription factor activity; DNA binding. The coding region runs from base 92 to 589 and encodes 165 amino acids.